This is a messenger RNA of Aspergillus nidulans FGSC A4, 951 nucleotides long. RefSeq names its product putative peroxisomal dehydratase. Gene Ontology annotation, molecular function: enoyl-CoA hydratase activity. NCBI's taxonomy places the organism in Eukaryota, Fungi, Ascomycota, Eurotiomycetes, Eurotiales, Aspergillaceae. The coding region runs from base 1 to 951 and encodes 316 amino acids. The record is from RefSeq and is a predicted model, not a curated record. The transcript is spliced from 6 exons.
AUGUCCGGUCCAGGCGCAGGCCACGAAUUUCCCGCCAAGGAGGUUUCUUGGCUGAAGCGCGAUGUCCUCCUUUUCGCCAACAGCAUCGGCGCGACCUCGAAGGAGCUGCAUUUUCUCUUCGAGCUUCAUCCUAAUUUUGCCGUCUUCCCAACAUAUCCCAUCAUCCUCCCAUUCAAACUCACCGACCAAGAAGUAACAGACUUCUACGCCCGCUCAAAAAGCUCGCCCAUCCCAGGCGUACCCAGCUUCGACCCCAAACGAGUCGUCGACGGGCAGCGCAAAAUCACUGUCUACAAGCAAUUGCCUACGACGAGCGCAGGACGGAAAUUUGAGCUCCGUAACAAGGUCGUUGGGGUCUACGACAAGGGGAAGGCCUCUGUCGUGGAGACAGAGCAGACAAUUGUCGAUAAGGAGAGCGGAGAGGUCUAUGCCAGUGUUGUUGGCAGCGCCUUUUAUGUUGGACAAGGGGGCUGGGGCGGGCCGAAGGGACCUGCAACCCCCAACUAUCCCCCUCCCAAGGACCGCAGACCAGAUGCUGUGCGCGAGAUCCAGACAACCACUGAAACAGCCCAGCUGUACCGUCUGAAUGGCGACUACAACCCGCUCCACGCAACCCCUGAGCCCGGCCAGAAGAUGGGCUUCGGCGGCAUCAUUAUCCACGGCCUGUACAGCUGGAACGCCGCUGCGCAUAUUGUACUCGAGGCGUUUGGUAACAGCGAUCCAGCCAACUUUAGAGAGUUCCAGGCGCGGUUUGCGUCACCGGUUAAGCCCGGUGAUAAGCUCAUUACUGAACUGUGGCGAACUGGGGAGGUGAUCGAGGGAUUUGAGGAGAUUAGAGGAAUGAAAGUUUCGUAUACACUUGGGACUGCUCCUGGUCUCGGACUGUCUGCUGGUGAUCAUCCACACUACUGCGUUAAACCUGCCAUCCUCUUACAACCAACAAAGGGCUAG